AUGACUAACCUCUCCUUCCAUAGGAAACAAAAAUCAAAGAAUAAAGCUUGUAACCUUGAUUUCAAGUCUGAUUCUGUAUUGGAACUUUUGAAUUCCAAAUCAAAAGUUGCUCCUAGAUCAGGAUUACAAUUUAAAGUAGGUCCCCCUUUUCAAGAUACUAUUCAGGUAUCUCAAUUAUUUAUAAAAGAAUCACAUCAAAAAAUUGUUCCUGUUUUGAAUGCACGUAUUGAUAGAGGUUUUGAUUUGACAAACAAUGAAUGGGUGGGAUAUAAGCGGAACUAUUUCUCUGUAGUUGCCUCAUUUUCAUUUGAAGAGUAUGAGAUCAAUAAAUCUAUUUUACCGAAGAAUGGAUUUUUUAUUGUGUCUGGGGAAAAAGAAUAUCAAGUCAAACAGUUUGCUAUUAGAUUAGUUAGCAAAUCAGUCCAAGACAAUACAGAGAUUAGUUUGAUUCAACACACCGCAAAAAGAGAUCGUGGGCCAAUCUCUGAACCUCCCAUUGUUCCUGUAAUCACGGGAUCUAUUCCCAGUCACAUUGUUGUGAAAGAAGGUUCAAAUAUACGAAAGAUUUCCAAAAUCAGACAGUUUGAUUCGUUAUUUUUCCAAGACUAUAAGACUUUACCGAUAUUACAAAGUGGGUCAAUUCUAAACAAUUAUGAUAAAAACAAAGACUAUGUUAAAGUUGUAAAAUAUGAAAGAAUUCAGUUUUCUUCGGCAAUAAACUGCAAAAAGCAAUCCAUUACUGAGAAAAAACGGUUUAUAUUGCAAAUCCAACUCCUAGCUGCUUUAAGUGGGGAGAACACCUAUGCCAUAAUAGCAAUAUCUAAUACACCAUCCUUGAUAAUUAGAGGUCGCUCACCUUCUUCGUAUAAUAGUCGAGGAGAAGGAAUUGAGCAGUCUCAAAAUACAGAGUGUGAAGAAGAUGUGCAAUCUUUUUUGACAACUACUGCGAAUGACAAGUACACUGUUUACCCUGAAUCACGAGACCUAGGCGAACUUUCCAUAAUGGACAAUCUUUACAAGAAUAAAGAAAACUUUGAGAUCUUAAAAAGCUAUGAUAGUAUGGAUUCUUAUACUAUAAACACCAUAAUGCUGAGCGAAGCCACAGCCAGUAACUGGUUGGAUUGCAGUAAGUUGGAUUUUGAAGAACAUUCGAAACUUGAAUUGCAAGGUGGGUUUCCUGACGUAAAUAUAUAUUCAAGUCCAGGCCCUACACCAGGAUUGCUUGAACAGGAAUCAGACCCAGAACUGCUUGAGCCAAGCUAUUUCUUAAUGAAAGCUAGAACAAAAUAUUUACAAAAUCCAGACAACAUGAUAGUCGGGUGUCAGAAAACAUUUUCAAAUGAAUUUUUUAACCAUAGAAAACAAGCUGCAAAUCUUGCGUAUAAAAUAUUUGAAGAUGGUGUUGAGGAUGACGAGAGUGAUUUAGAUAUCGUUUCUAAGUAUGUGACACCUUCUGAUGUAAUGACAGCUUAG
Candida albicans SC5314 is the source of this 1473-nucleotide messenger RNA. RefSeq lists its product as uncharacterized. NCBI's taxonomy places the organism in Eukaryota, Fungi, Ascomycota, Pichiomycetes, Serinales, Debaryomycetaceae. The coding region runs from base 1 to 1473 and encodes 490 amino acids. The record is from RefSeq and is a predicted model, not a curated record. Gene Ontology annotation, molecular function: DNA binding; DNA-binding transcription factor activity. Gene Ontology annotation, biological process: positive regulation of transcription by RNA polymerase II; meiotic cell cycle. The transcript has a single exon. Gene Ontology annotation, cellular component: nuclear chromosome.